AUGGCAAGCGCGGGCAGUCUACCUACACGAUUUCCCUGCUGGACGAAAGCUAUCUAUAGCUUCAGUGGGGAAAACAAAUCUGACCUUGGCUUCGUGGAAGGAGACCUUAUUGAAUGUUUAAACGCGGGUGAUGGGAGUUGGUGGAUGGGACGGCUACGGCGCGAUAAGAGGAUGAUGGGGUUGUUCCCUUCGAAUUUUGUGCAAGUCUUGGACGAUAGCUUCCAGCCAGCAAGCAGAGCAUCGAGCCCAAUGCCAGACCGUUCCCCAAGUCCGAAUCCGUUCAAUCCUCAGCCACCUCAGAAGACAAAAACCAAGGCCUUUCGGAAACCCUUCACGGCAUAUGCUGCUCCUGAUGCAGCAGCUCAAAGGCGAGCGCAGAUCAAGAAGCAGGAGAGCAUAUCAGUAGUUCGGGCCCCGUCAACAAACCCUAGGAGUAUUCAUGAUGGUAUACCCCGGGUACCUUCACCUGAAAUUCCUGGUUAUGGAUCUCGAGCGCCAUCUCCAGCCCCGCAAAUAUACAGCCACACCAGUUACGGCUCGAGAGCCCCAUCCCCAGCCCCACAAUCAUACCAUAACAGCAGUUAUGGUUCAAGAGCACCUUCUCCUGCUCCUGCGAGACAAAACAGUUAUAUGUCUCGAGCGCCUUCUCCUGCUCCUGCAAGACAAAACAGUUAUAUGUCUCGAGCGCCUUCUCCUGCUCCUCCUAGACACAACAGCUAUAUAUCUCGAGCGCCUUCUCCUGCUCCUCCAGUACAUAGCAGUUACGGUUCUCGGGCUCCUUCUCCCGCUCCUUCUUUCCAAUAUGUUGCCUAUUCUAGGGAACCUACACCACCAGAAGCGGACUUUGAUAUUGGGUCAUCACCCCCACCUCCCCCACCGCCGCAUCGUACAAUUCACACCCCACAUCAAUCCACGAGCUCCUAUCAUCGACCAGAAGAAUAUCACACUCCACGAGCAACGUCUCCCUGUCCGCCUUCCCCUGGAGGUACCGGACUAACUCCUUCCCCGCUUCGCUCCGCCAUGGACGAUGUAAUGUCGUCACUUUAUGAUAUGGGCGCUUCUCGGGAAACGGCAACACCUGACCAACCGCUAGACCCGUGGUCUCCUGAGGCUUUUGAUCAGACUUACAUAAAGGCGAAGAGAAACGAUACCCAAAGACCAAAUACGGCAUUAGGACUUGGUGCCCAAAAUGAGUACGACGAUAAUGUGCCACAACCAUAUAUAGGUGGAUCUCAGUCACGGAAUGUAGCGGAUCAACCACCACCCCAGUUGAGUAACUAUGUCCGAAGGAUGGAAGACAGGUUAAAUAAAAUGCACACCAGUAGUCCCCGGCCGCGAGAUGGCUACGAUAACCGUCCCGCCGUACCACCCAAAAAUUUAUAUGACCGCCCAAAAUCUAUGGCAGGAAACUCUCAGUUAGAACCAAAACUGCGUCACCGAAAAUCGGCUUACGAGGUUGGUCGAUCAAUACUGGGCAGAACACUCACAACGAAAACUAAUUCAACGUCCUCCUCCUCAGGCGCCAGGAGCACUACAACAGAUGUGAGCGCAAGUACCCAACUGACUGACAAGAGUAUCAUGAGUGGACCCUCCGCUAGUGGAUUCUCGUCAACUAGUGCUGGCAGUUUGGCAAGGAGAAAGGAAGCUCUGCAUGGUCGAUCUCGGAGUGCAUUUGGGUCGCGACGAGACGAGUUUUUAGGUGCGAGUGGCAGUCAAGUAGAUUUCGGGAGCGCCUCGGGAGUCUCAUACCACAGUAGUCAUGCCUCAGGAGCGAGCAGACCUCAAUCUCAAUCGGGCUGGCAUACGUCGACAAACGAGUCGGGAAGUAUUCUUGGAGGCCUAGUCGCACCGAAGCCCAAGAAGAGUGGUUUUUUCAAGAAAAUUAUCGAAUCAGCCAAGACCGGUGCUGCGAGUGCAAGAAGUAGUAUAGCUGUCAGUGAAACGGCGAGGCCCGCGCUUCCUUCAAAGAUGUCGAAUGGGGUUACUUCUAUAGCGGGUGGAUUUGGGAACAGUCAUAGUGGCCAUGGUAGCAAUGCAGCAAAUGACAUGGGUCUUGGAGGUGGAGGCAUCGACUGGGUUCAAGUGCGACGCGAUGUCAAUCGAUCAAACACGCUCAGCAGAAUUGAACGGGUUGAGAGGAAGGAGAGAUGUCAGAUGAUGGAUCAUCCAGCUAUAUCCCCAGUUGAAGAGCUCUUUGAGGGCUGUGAAGGAGACGAAGGUGCUGAUGGCAACCCUGUGGUUGAACCUACAGAUUUCCAUGCCGUCAACCUCUCCCUCGUCGACAAAAAUUCAAGAUUCAUCAAUAGCCUCCCACCAAUGACCAAUCCUGUCAGCCUGGCUACUGGAUUCGUCUGCCGACCUUACCGAAGCGAUGUCCAACGAUUAAGGGCAAUUUUCACUUGGGUGAGUGAGAAGAUUAACUGGGAGGAUGGUCUCGAGAGUGACCCCGAUUCCAGAAGAGUCAUCCAAACGAAACGUGGUUGUGCAGAAGAAGUGGCUGUUCUCGUUCUGGAGAUGUGUGCGGCUGUUGGGAUUCAUGCAGAAGUUGUCUGCGGAUACCUCAAAACCCCCGGAGAAGUCCCCGAACUAGGGGUUAUGCCUCGUCCGAAUCAUUUUUGGAAUGCUGUCAUUGUCGAUGGCGAAUGGAGAAUGAUGGAUUGUUCACUUGCAUCGCCUUCGAAUCCCCGACGAGGACAGUAUUCAAGUGCUGGGGGGCAAUUAGCCGAAAGCUGGUGGUUCUUGACCCGGCCGACUGAAAUAUGCUGGACUCACAUUCCGGAACAACAUGAACAGCAGCAUUUGUGCCCACCAAUGGCAUUCGAAGUGUUACUUGCCCUGCCAUGUGCUUGUCCGCCCUAUUUCAAGAAUGCGCUUCACAUGGCCGACUACGAUACCAGCCUUGUUCGCAUUGAGGACCUUGAACUCAUCCAUAUCAAGUUCACCGUUCCUUCCGAUAUUGAAUGUGUGGCAGAGGUCGAAGCACGAGCAUUUGAACGCGAUGCAGAUGGUGACUUUUUCGAAAGUGGGGACGUCAUCAAAAAGCGUGCCCUAUCUCAAGCCGAGUGGAUUGGAGGACAAAAGCGCUAUACUGUGAAAGCUCUGCUGCCCAGUGAUGAGGGACAUGGAACGUUGAAGGUCUAUGCUGGAAAGCGUGGCCUCAUGCAUUCCAUCAAAGACAUUCCUCAUCCGCUUGCCUUUGCAUUACCUAUCAUUCAUACUGGGGAUAAUCCAGCUUAUGAUCCGACAGCAUCCAUCUUCACUUACGACAUCGUCAUCAAAUCCUGGGGGGCUUCACCAAUCCCAUUCAUGCGCCCCUCCUCGGCAAUGUCAACAACAGAAUCAGCGGCAUCAGGGUCCAAUCCCAGCACGUCUAGUGCGUAUACGUCCAAGAAGCCUGCAAAAUUGGCAAUUCAGUCUCCUGGUGGCAAGGUCCUGAGAUUGAUGAGAAAGGAAGAGAAGGUCCAAAGCACAAGCCAAGGGCUGGAGAAAGGAGACGGUGGGACUUGGGAAACCAUCAUUAAAGUUGGAGAAAGGGGGGUUUGGCGAGGUCUAGUGCUGGCGGAUAGAAGUGCUAGAUGGUGCGUCUUUGCGGAAUGGACAUGUGUUUGA
Lachnellula hyalina is the source of this 3609-nucleotide messenger RNA. RefSeq names its product cytokinesis protein (gene cyk3). NCBI's taxonomy places the organism in Eukaryota, Fungi, Ascomycota, Leotiomycetes, Helotiales, Lachnaceae. Gene Ontology annotation, molecular function: protein binding. The coding region runs from base 1 to 3609 and encodes 1202 amino acids. The record is from RefSeq and is a predicted model, not a curated record. The transcript is spliced from 3 exons.